AUGGGUAAAGAAAAGCGUUUGCCAAAACCAGAGAGCAGUAAAAUGGGUGCUAAAAAGUCUAAGAAAUCACGUAAACAUAUAAAAGAAAAUUAUUUAGUAAAAAGAAAGAAAGAGCAAGAUCAAAAUCGCCCUCAAGCUCUAGUAGCUCAGGAGCUACUAGUAGUGAAGAUGAAAGUGAGGUGGAAGAUAAAUCAGUUAAAAGGAGAAGAGGUAGAUCGGUUAGUAAGAGGAAAGUUAAAUCAGGUAGUAGAGGUAGUGGUAG
Racocetra fulgida is the source of this 262-nucleotide messenger RNA. Lineage: Eukaryota; Fungi; Glomeromycota; Glomeromycetes; Diversisporales; Gigasporaceae. The record is from the annotation of a GenBank genome assembly.